This is a messenger RNA of Psilocybe cubensis, 1713 nucleotides long. RefSeq lists its product as uncharacterized. Gene Ontology annotation, molecular function: oxidoreductase activity, acting on paired donors, with incorporation or reduction of molecular oxygen, NAD(P)H as one donor, and incorporation of one atom of oxygen; 2-octaprenyl-6-methoxyphenol hydroxylase activity; FAD binding. NCBI's taxonomy places the organism in Eukaryota, Fungi, Basidiomycota, Agaricomycetes, Agaricales, Agrocybaceae. The transcript has 6 exons. The record is from RefSeq and is a predicted model, not a curated record. Gene Ontology annotation, cellular component: mitochondrion. The coding region runs from base 1 to 1713 and encodes 570 amino acids. Gene Ontology annotation, biological process: ubiquinone biosynthetic process.
AUGUCGUCCUUCGCCUCGACACCCACCAAGGUCACUUGGGCGCGUCUAGCUGUGUACAGGAAAGUUGCCGGUCUGCAGCUAGUCAGAAGAAAUUCGACGCGUGCUUCUACGAAUGUCGUGAAUAGUGAUAUCGUUAUUGUUGGAGGUGGGCCGGCAGGACUUGCUCUGGCGAGCGCGUUGGGCUCUUCAUCAUCCUUGCGUAAAAAUGUUAGCGUUACACUUGUAGAAGGUGGAGACCUUACCCAAAUCAAAUCUUGGAACCCACCUCCCGAGUCCUUCUCCAACCGUGUCAGUUCAUUAACAAAUACAUCCCGGUCAUUUUUACAAGAUAUUGGUGCAUGGAGCUAUGUCGACGAAACCCGGACUUGCCAAGUUGAACAGCUACAAGUUUGGGACGGGAUUUCUGAUGCACGGAUUGAAUUUUCGUCAAAUGAUUUGCCUUCUACGUCUAGUAUGGCUCGGUUGACUGAAAAUUUGAACCUCCAACGGGGCCUUCUUCGGCAUUUGGACAAUAUACCUGAAAUUCAGGUUCUUCAAAAAACUAAAGUCACAUCCAUUGAAAAUGACAGCUCAGAUCGAGGAGGAUGGCCAUUAGUUCACCUAGAUAACGAAACAACAUUAAGGGCAAGACUUUUGGUUGGUGCAGAUGGGUUCAACUCACCCGUUCGGCAAUUUGCCCAGAUUCCAUCCUUCGGGUGGGCUUACGAUACACAAGCAAUAGUUGCCACCUUGAACCAUUUCCCCCGCGGUGCUUAUGAAGGUCCAAACACAACUGGAUAUCAACGCUUUUUACCUACAGGACCCAUUGCAUUCCUUCCACUGUCUCCAUCUGUAUCUUCGCUAGUCUGGUCAACGAAACCACCGAUCGCCAAAGCUCUGCUUGCAUCUGACCCUGGUGUCCUCUCUUGCAUGAUCAAUGCCGCUUUUCGUUUGCCUUAUGCAUCUCUGAAAUAUCUCCAGAACAGGAUUGUGGACGCCCAUGCAGCCGGUACUCCGCUUUCUCCAGAUGAAAUUCGAGAAGAAAUCCAAUGGCGAGAACACGCUCAUGGAAUCGACCAGAACUCGGCAUAUUCCUGUAGAACCGCUGGCAUAACUAAUCAGGGUAUACCUCCUGCGGAUUCUGAAAUGCUUCCGCCGCUUGUAUUACAGCUACAAUCGGGGACUAUGGCAUCCUUCCCUCUGAGAUUCAAUCACGCAGAAUCAUAUAUUGGUGACGGUUCUAAGGGGAGAACUGUUCUCGUUGGUGACGCAGCACACACUAUUCACCCACUUGCAGGACAAGGUUUGAAUUUGGGAUUGGCUGAUGCUGAAUGUCUUGCAAGGUGUAUACAGAACAGCAUACUUUCUGGUGGUGAUAUAGGCUCAUAUACGGCACUCCUGCCUUACACACAAGAGAGAUAUUUGGCUAAUCAUACCGUGAUGUCCGCUUGUGACAAGCUUCACAAAUUGUAUUCAAUGGAAGAUGAACGGGUCGUGUGGGUGCGGUCUGUUGGAGUUGAGGUUUUAAACGAACUGGAUUCAAUCAAGGCCGCUAUGAUGAUGACUGCAGGUGCAAGACAAUCUGCAAGGAAUUCUUCCAUGUCGUCAACAGGUUGGGCACUUGCGGGAGAUGCGGUAGCAAGUCUUUCCUCCGGUAUUCAAACCGCUGGAACCAUCGGGCGAAUUGUUGGAAACUAUGUCGAUUCUGUGGUAGGAAAGCUGGCUAGAAAAUAA